AUGUCAUCUGUACGUCACAUCUGUAAAUUUAUUCAGCAACUUGCCAAAGGUAUAUAUGACGUCCUUAUCUCAAAGACCCGCUAUGUUGUCUCAUACCACGUUACUCAUAAAGAGCUGAAACGACAUAAGCUCAUCACGAAAUCUCUGUACAAACACGAUGGCCAGACGGAAGGUAACGGGCUGCUACUGUUACUAUUGACAGUCUACACUGCUGGCGAUAUAGUCCUGUGGUCAAUGACAAUCUUCCCUUCUCAUGAUUUCGUGACGGAUUUCAAAGCUAUUCGCUCCUAUGGAGAAGAAAAUAUGGAUCUGGUGGACGAUCCCGCUGGAGGUCAUGUAAAGGUCAUGAGGGUGUUUUAUGCAAAUGGUACGCGUAACCCGGGGCAUCAUCCACGCGGAGGCGCCCAGUUUUACUCCUACCCCAUUGAACAAAGAACAUCGGUAACUCUGACAUACGACGUUUACUUUGCCAAAAACUUCGACUUCGUCAAAGGUGGGAAGUUGCCGGGUUUGAUGGGAGGAACGACGAGGACCUGUUCUGGAGGCCGUGACUCCGAACAUUGCUUCACAACUCGGUUUAUGUUUCGACGAGAAGGUGACGGGGAGGUGUAUUUUUACGCCCCACAAGACCAAGAGCCCGACUUUUGCGAACGAGAAAACGUCAAAUGUAACUUCGAAAAGGGUCAUUCCAUGGGCAGGGGAACAUGGCGGUUCAAGACGGGUGUGUGGCAAACCAUCAGUCAGCAUGUCCAUCUUAACACCCUGGGCGUGAGGGACGGGUUUAUGAAGGUCUGGGUGGACGGUCACGAGGUAUACGAGUCCCGACACCUACUUUUCCGCAAGUACAGUGAAGUGGAGAUCACGGGGAUGUUUUUCUCCACGUUUUUCGGCGGCUCAGAUUCCACUUGGGAAACCCCACACGACACGUACACGUAUUACAAGAAUUUCUUCUUCACAACUCAGCCACACCCUCAUUACCCCUAA
Liolophura sinensis is the source of this 984-nucleotide messenger RNA. RefSeq lists its product as uncharacterized. The record is from RefSeq and is a predicted model, not a curated record. The transcript is spliced from 4 exons. NCBI's taxonomy places the organism in Eukaryota, Metazoa, Mollusca, Polyplacophora, Chitonida, Chitonidae. The coding region runs from base 1 to 984 and encodes 327 amino acids.